Molecule: messenger RNA, 3554 nt
Organism: Malaclemys terrapin pileata
Lineage: Eukaryota; Metazoa; Chordata; Testudines; Emydidae
Product: zinc finger protein 14-like
Biological process (GO): regulation of DNA-templated transcription
Source: RefSeq, a predicted model, not a curated record
ACGGGAGCGAGAGCACUUUGUGCUGAUCCCGGCGAUGGCUGCAGCGGGGCCGGCGCAGCAGCUCCAGGUGGCGUUCGAGGACGUCGCUCUGUAUUUCACCCGGGAGGAGUGGGAGCUCUUAUCCCAGCCACAGAAACAGCUGUACCGGGACCAGAUGCUGAGGAAUUACUGGACUCUCGUUUCCCUGGGCUCUUCAGGUUCCAAACCAGACUUAAUCCACCGGAUCGAGCUAGGGGAGGCAGAACUCUGGAUCCAGGAUGCUGAGGGCUCCAGGGUAAACUCUGGGCCUGAGAGCCCCUCCUCAGCAGGGCACGGGGUCCUGGGAGGAACGAGGACACAGUCUGAAUGUGGGGAGAGUGCAGCAGGAACACAGGAUCCCGCACCCCACAGAGGGAUCCAUGCACAGAACACCGUCCAUCCCCAGGGUAAACUCAGCCAGAGACCAAACCAGAGACUCCCCAUGGGCCAGGGUCCCCAUCACUGCAUCGACUGCGACAAGAGGUUCAGGAACCCCUUCGCACUGACGCAGCACCGGCGCACGCACACCGGGGAGCGGCCGUACUGCUGCGCUGACUGUGGCAAGAGCUUUGCAAAGAACUCAGCCCUGAGAACACAUCAGCGCACACACACCGGGGAGCGGCCAUAUCGCUGCACACACUGUGGCAAGAGCUUUGCAGAGAGCUCAAAUCUGAGAAUACAUCAGCGCACGCACACCGGGGAGAGGCCGCACCACUGUGCUGACUGCGGCAAGGGCUUUGUACGGUUUGCACACCUGAAAAGACACCAGCGCACGCACACCGGGGAACAGCCGUACAGCUGCACUGACUGUGGCAAGGGCUUUGCCCAGAGCUCAAGCCUGAGAACACAUCAGUGCACACACACGGGGGAGCGGCCGUACUGCUGCAUUGACUGUGGCAAGGGCUUUGCAGAGAGCUCAACGCUGAGAAUACACCAGCGGGUGCACACCGGAGAGCGGCCGUAUCGCUGCACCGACUGCGGAAAGGGAUUUGCACAUAGCUCAACUCUGAGAAAACAUCAGCACAUGCACACCGGGGAGCGGCCAUAUUGCUGCAGUGACUGUGGCAAGAGCUUUGCAGAGAGCUCAAAACUGAGAAUACACCAGCGCACGCACACUGGGGAACGGCCGUAUUUCUGCAGUGAUUGUGGCAAGAGCUUUGCAGAGAGCUCAAAGCUGAGAAUACAUCAGCGCACACACACCGGGGAGCGGCCGUAUCGCUGUGCUGACUGUGGCAAGGGCUUUGCACGGUUUGCACACCUGCAAAGACACCAGCGCACGCACACUGGGGAAUUGCCAUACAACUGCACCGACUGCGGCAAGGGCUUUGCGCAGAGCUCAAGACUAAGAACACACCAGCGCACGCACACCGGGGAGCGGCCGUACUGCUGCACUGACUGCAGCAAGAGCUUUACCCAGAGCUCAGCCCUGAGAAUACACCAGCGCACGCACACAGGGGAGCGGCCGUACCACUGUGGCGAUUGCAAGAAAAGCUUCAGCAUUGCCAAUUCAGAAGAUCUUGCUUCACACCGGCGCACGCACACCGGGGAGCGGCCGUACUGCUGCGCUGACUGUGGCAAGAGCUUUGCAAAGAGCUCAGCCCUGAGAACACAUCAGCGCAGGCACAACGGGGAGCGGCCAUAUCGCUGCACACACUGUGGCAAGAGCUUUGCAGAGAGCUCAAAUCUGAGAAUACAUCAGCGCACGCACACAGGGGAGAGGCCGCACCACUGUGCUGACUGCGGAAAGGGCUUUGUACAGUUUGCACACCUGAAAAGACACCAGCGCACGCACACCGGGGAACAGCCGUACAGCUGCACUGACUGUGGCAAGGGCUUUGCCCAGAGCUCAAGUCUGAGAACACAUCAGUGCACACACACGGGGGAGCGGCCGUACUGCUGCACUGACUGUGGCAAGGGCUUUGCAGAGAGCUCAACGCUGAGAAUACACCAGCGUGUGCACACCGGGGAGCGGCCGUAUCGCUGCACCGACUGCGGAAAGGGAUUUGCACAUAACUCAACUCUGAGAAAACAUCAGCGCAUGCACACCGGGGAGCAGCCAUAUUGCUGCAGAGACUGUGGCAAGAGCUUUGCAGAGAGUUCAAAACUGAGAAUACACCAGCGCACGCACACUGGGGAACGGCCGUAUCGCUGCAGUGAUUGUGGCAAGAGCUUUGCAGAGAGCUCAAAGCUGAGAAUACAUCAGCGCACACACACCGGGGAGCGGCCGUAUCGCUGUGCUGACUGUGGCAAGGGCUUUGCACAGUUUGCACACCUGCAAAGACACCAGCGCACGCACACGGGGGAACAGCCGUACAACUGUACUGACUGCGGCAAGGGCUUUGCGCAGAGCUCAAGACUAAGAACACACCAGCGCACGCACACCGGGGAGCGGCCGCACUGCUGCACCGACUGCGGCAAGAGCUUUGCCCAGAGCUCAACCCUGAGAAUACACCAGCGCACGCACACCGGGGAGCGGCCGUACCACUGUGGCGAUUGCAAGAAAAGCUUCAGCAUUGCCAGUACGCUGACCAGACAUCAGCGCACACACACCGGGGAGCAGCUGUACCGCUGUGCCAACAGGUUCAGCAAUGCCAACAAGCUCACCCAGCUCCAGUGCAUGCACACCGGGGAGCAGCCGGAUCGCUGUGCCGACUGUGGCAAGGGCUUUGCACACAGCUCAAACCUCCUGAAACAUCAGCGCGCACACACCGAGGAACGGCCAUUCCAAUGCACUGUCUGCAGAAAAUCUGCACAGAGCUAAUACCUGAGAAUACACCAGUGCAUUCAUGGCGGGGAUCGGAUGUACAGGUGUGCUGACUGUGGCAAAUGCUUUGCUCACUUGGGCAACCUCACCUGGCACCAGUUGACUCACCAGUUUACUCGCCCUUCUGCCACCACCAGGGCCCGAGGGGCUUCUGGCAGCUGGCGGGCCUGGCACAGUGCCAGCAGAAUCAUACCAGGGAGUGGUCCUGUCCCCAUGAUGCCCAGCAGAGACUGUGAAGGGCAGGGAAUGGGACUUAACUGAGCAGUGUGGGGAAGAGGAGACAGGUGGGGGGAUUUUAGAGUAGAUGGUCACAGCCUGCUCCAUUAGGGACCCCUGCAUCUAGGUGGGGUCCAGCCAGGGGUCUCUCUGUCAAACUCCCCCCAACACAUAGAGCUGUGAGGCAGCCAGGACAAUCCCUCCCCACCCCCCAUCUAGAUGGGACUGAGUCAGGAACUUCCCCCCCACACCUACCUCGUUUUGAGCCGGGGUGACUCUUAGGUGACAUCUGGAGAUGGGAUUUGCAGUCCUGUCUCAGCAUGGAUUGGUCCGAGGGGCGGGACAGCCCGGUGCCUGUGAUUGAAAGAAGACUCAGGAACUGCUCAUGCCAUCAGUUUUUCUUCAUCACAUUUCUAUUAAAAUAAUGUACCUAAUGCGUAACAAAGGUCGGUCUAGCCAGGUGAUUCUUUGCUAUUAAAGAAGCUGAUGCAUUUGAAUGGUGUGUGGAGAAGCCAAUGUGAAGUGUAAAUCUUUAAAAUAAACCAGCCCAAAUGUA